AUGGCGGUGGGUCUCCGCCAGCUGCACGGCCUGCUGCUCCCGCCCAAGGACCUGGUGGAGGAAGACUGCGACUAUGUAGAUGCGGAGGAGGAUGACGACGCAGCGUUUGUCGACGCCGAGGAGCUCUGCAGUGGGGCCGUAAGGGCUGGCAGCCUCCCCGGGCGCCUCCGUGUGUUAAUUUCUGAUGAAGACACUCAAGAGCAAUGUGAGGUGUUUGGACGUUUUCCAAUAGUGGCUCCUUGGUGGCGCGUGAAGGUGCAAGUGAAGCCUCUGGGACAAAGGAGCUAUCAAGUUCAAGGAUUCCCCUCUUACUUUUUACAGUCUGACAUGUCACCACCAAAUCAAAAACAUACCUGCCUCCUCUUUCUUAAAGAAUGUCGCGUCCCCAGUCAUGAUAUAAAUGAAUUUUUAGCAUGGUUUACCCAUGUAUCAAGCUAUAAAGACCUAAACUUUGAAAAUCUUAGGGAAACAUUAAGGACUUUUUAUAAGGAGAAAAGAAAGAAAGAUCAAAAGCAGUCUUCACAGAAUGAGCAGGAAGAGUCUUCAGAUGAUGAGCUGAGUCUUCCUCUGGAAAACACAAUUCCAUUUAUAAAUGUAAUGACAGCUUUGAAGUUUCCAAAAAUUAUGGAAUUCCUCCCAGUUCUCCUGCCGCGACACUUUAAAUGGCUUAUCAGCUCAGGUUCUUACGAGCUGUUGGAAGAGAUAGAAGAGAUUUUAGGUACGCAUCCAUGGAAACUUGGAUUUAGUAAAAUAACCUACAGAGAAUUGAAGCUUUUGCGAUGUGAGGCAAGUUGGAAAGCAUUCUGUCAGUGUGAGUCUCUUCUCCGGUUGAUGACUGAUUUGGAGAAGAAUGCAUUAAUUGUAUAUUCUACACUGAAGCAGAUAUGUAGAGAGCACGGGCACACGUGUGUUAAAGAGGUGGAGUUAACCUCGACCUUGUCAGAGCAGAUGUCAUUUCAUGAUGCUUGGCAGUCUCUGAAGUUUCUGAAAGAUAUCGGCGUGGUGAUGUAUGAGAAGGCCUGUGUCUUCCCUUUCGACCUUUAUCAGGCUGAAAGAGGCAUCGCCUCUUCCAUAUGUGACCUGAUCAGGAAGCCUCCAUGGCGGUUGCACGUCGAUGUCAAACAGGUGCUUGCAUCUGUUCACACCGGAAACCCUAAGAGUUCCAGGAGUGAUGAUGCCGCGAAUGAUAGUACACCUGAUGAAACGCCCUCAGAAAGUUCUGUGGACGUUGUGGACACUCAGGACCGUGGUGACAUUUGCCGUAAUCAUGACGAUGACACGAAUGCAGACAGAAGUGAAGCUCAGCUGGACCGGGAUCAGGUGACCGCUCUGGAUAUGAUUUGCUCCAAUGCUGUGACAGUCAUAAGUGGGAAAGGGGGCUGUGGGAAGACUACCAUUGUUAGCCAUCUUUUUAAGCACAUAGAGCAGUUGGAAGAAAAGGAAGUAAAAAAAGCCUGCGAAGAUUUUGAACAAGACCAGAAUGUCUCAGAAGAAUGGAUGACCUUUUCUCAGCAGAAUCGGCUGGAGACAGACAAGGCUGUAGAAGUGUUGCUCACAGCACCUACAGGGAAGGCAGCUGGCUUACUGAGACAGAAAACUGGUCUUCACGCUUACACGCUAUGUCAGGUCAAUUAUAGCUUCUAUUUGUGGAACAAAAUGGAAACCAAAGGCAGGCCGUGGAAGUUUUCUUCAGUUAGAGUUCUGGUUGUGGAUGAAGGGAGUUUGGUGUCUGUAGGAAUCUUCAAGUCGGUUUUAAAUUUAUUGCGUGAGCACUCCAAACUUUCUAAGCUCAUUAUCCUUGGUGAUAUUAGACAAUUACCCAGUAUUGAACCUGGAAACUUGCUGAAAGAUCUUUUUGAAACUCUUAAAGCAAGAAAAUAUGCUGUUGAGCUAAAGACAAAUCAUAGAGCAGAAUCCCAGCUAAUUGUGGAUAAUGCUACAAGAAUCUCAAGACGCCAGUUUCCAGAAUUUGAUGCAGAACUAAGUAUCUCUGAUAAUCCUACAUUCCCCAUCUCAAUUCAAGAUAAGAAAUUUAUUUUUGUCAGACUCCCUGAAGAGGAUACCAGUUCUCAGUUAUCUAAAAAUUAUCAUCACUCUUAUUUAUAUUCAGCAGUUAGAACUUUGUUACAAGAAGAGGAUUUCAAAAGUGCAGAAACAUCACAAUUUAUUGCAUUUAGAAGGCAAGACUGUGAUUUAAUCAACGACUGCUGUUGCAAGCACUACACAGGCCGCCUCAGCAAAGACCAUCAGAACAGACUUGUGUUUGGAAUUGGUGAUAAAAUCUGCUGUACAAAGAAUGCAUACCUCUCAGAUUUACUCCCUGAAGAUACCUCCAGCAGUCAGCAAAAUAACGACCUAAACGCCAGCGGUGAGGACAUUUGUGCUGCUCCUCAUGAUUUUGCUAAAAAUAAGCAUAAUUUUGAAAGUGGUAUUCGACUGUGCAAUGGAGACAUAUUUUUUAUUACAAAGGACAUUACCGAUGUAACUUUUGCAAAGAGAAGAUCAUUGACCAUUAAUAAUAUGGCUGGCUUAGAGGUCACUGUGGAUUUCAGGAAACUAAUGCAUUAUGGUCGCAUAAAACACGCGUGGGCAAGAACUAUUCACACGUUUCAGGGGUCGGAGGAGCAAACUGUCGUCUAUGUGGUAGGAAAGGCGGGCCGCCAGCACUGGCAGCAUGUCUACACAGCAGUGACCAGAGGCCGCAGCAAAGUGUACGUCAUUGCAGAAGAGUCCCAGCUCCGGAGUGCAAUCGUUAAAAACAGUGUUCCCAGAAACACUCGUUUAAAACAUUUCUUGCAAAAUAAGCUCUCCAUUAGCUGUGCAUCUCCAGCAGAUUUUCCGUCCCCAUCGAUGAGCUCCGGGGACAGCGGGAGACCCAGCACACAGCCGCCCACCGAACUCUUCCCUACAGUCCCUUACGACACGGCAAUAAAGGACAUCACCGGGUGUGAGGUCUCUUUGGCCGAAGAUUGGAUGCUUCCCUUUGCUGAAAGGUGCCAGUUAUCUUCAUCCGAUGAAGUGGACACAGAUGACGAUUUUUCAAAAUUGCGAGGGUCCAAAAGAACCUGCGGUGUGAAUAAUGAUGAGAGCCCAAGCAAAGUCCGAAUGGUGGAGGAAGCAUCUCCACAAAUGUCUUCCCGACUUCAGAAUUUGAGACUAAAUAAUUUAGUCCCCCGGGAACUUUUCAGUCCCAUAAAUAAUCAAGAAACGUAAUUUUAUUUCAGAUUGUUUAUCUGUUGUUUUCAAUUCGAGAUAAAAUGAACAUCGUAACUUCUAAGUAUCAAGAUAAAAGAAGAUGCCUAUCACUGGAAUUUUAUUUUAAAGUGUUUGUGUUAGCAGAUGUUUUAAAUCCAUUUGAUCAGAGAAAACCUUAAUGAUUUCAACAUCUGUCCUCGUGAGAAGGUAGCACUGGACAUAAAUGAAGAAAAAAGGUGCAACUUUUAAAAACUGUUUACUUGAAAAAGUGUCUUACUUUUAUGAUCAUGCCUUAUAACUGUCGAUGAUCAUUGGGGUUAUCUUUGCCAGUGGGUUGAAGCAAUGGUGAAGAAAAAGAAAUUGCACCUCUUGGUUUAUGGAUACGCUUUCUAGGAUAGCAUUAUCUUCUGUAAAUGGUCAUUGUUCAAGGCUGCCGCUCAUUCCCGGGCCCAGCACUCCUGGCACUAUUUCAUGGAAAUGCCUUCUGAAUUGGGAACACAUCGUCCUGAACAUAAUCCACUCUGAAAGAACUUUUUUCUCUGCGUUACUUUGUGUUUAAAUUUUUAUUUAUUGUUAAAUGAUAAAAGAAAAAUGUAUGAUGAAAAACAUUUCCUGCUAUCUCAAGUUUUAAAAAAAGGUUCAUUGAGAGAAAAUUCACAAACAGUUCAGGCAUUUAAAAUGUGCAAUUCAGUGGCUCUUAGUCACAGAAGUAUGCAACUGUCAUCGUAAUCAAUUUUAGAACAUUUUUCUUAUCCAGAAAAGAAAUCCCAGAAGCCUUAGCUGUAUUCCCUGAUCCUCUGAGUCCUAGGUAACUGCUAAUCUACUUUGUUGAGUUGUAUUCUGGGCAUUUCCUAUCAAUGAAAUCAUGUGCUGUGUGGUCCUUUGUUACCGACUCCUUUGAUUAGCAUCAUGUUUUCAGACACCAGGUUGUAUCGGUAAUGUAUCAGUGCUUCAUCUCGUCAUUGUCAAAAACAUUCCAUCGUAGUGAUAGAGCCCAUUGACUUUAUCUGUUUAUCAGUUAAUGGUUGGUGGUUUCUACUUUUUGGCUACUGUGACCAUACUGCUGUGACCAUGUUUUUGUGUGGCCUUGCUGUCAUUUAUUUUACGUGUGGAGUGGAAUUGCUGGGCGAUAGAGUAACUGUGUUUAACCUUUUGAAGAAUUGCCAGACUGUUUUCAAAAGCAGCUGCACCAUUUUUACUUUCCAGCAGUGUUUGAGGGAUCCCGUUUCUCUCCACACUCUUCAGCAUGUGUUAUUAUCUAACACCUUGAUCACAGCCAUCCUACCGAGUGUGAAGUGGUGUUUCACUGUGGCUUUGCUUUCUGUUUUCCUUAGGGCUAAUAAUACUGAACAUCUUUCAUGUGCUUUUUGGCCAUUUAUAUGUCUUCUUUGGAGAAAAUGUGAGUUGUUUAUAUAUUCAAGUCCAUUAUCAGAAACAUGAUUUGCAAUUUUUCUCCCAUCCUAUGGAUUUUUAUAUUCUUGGUGGUGUCCUUUGAAGGAAGAGCUUUUACUUCUGAUGAUGCUUGUGAUGUUGGUGAUUGUUGUUGCUUGUGAUUUUGGUGUUCCAUAGAAGAAACCAUUGCCCAUCCCAAAACAUGAGGACUUACUGCUAUUUUUCUCUGAAGCAGCUUAAUAGUUUUAGCUCUCACGUUUUGAUAAUGGAUUCAUUUUGAUUUAAUUUUGAUGUAUGAUGUGAAGUAGCAGUCACAUUUCAUUCUUCCUGUUUUUAAUUUUUUCCCCCUUACACUUGCUGCAGGGUACGUGCACUUGCAAGCAAGGGACAGAGAGGGAGAGAGAGGGAAAAUGAGAAAGCACUCCUUGGGGG
Tupaia belangeri chinensis (Chinese tree shrew) is the source of this 5019-nucleotide messenger RNA. It is a transcript of the gene HELB, whose product is annotated as DNA helicase B. The transcript has 13 exons. Gene Ontology annotation, molecular function: single-stranded DNA helicase activity. NCBI's taxonomy places the organism in Eukaryota, Metazoa, Chordata, Mammalia, Scandentia, Tupaiidae. The coding region runs from base 1 to 3213 and encodes 1070 amino acids. Gene Ontology annotation, biological process: negative regulation of double-strand break repair via homologous recombination. The record is from RefSeq and is a predicted model, not a curated record.